This is a messenger RNA of Oryza brachyantha (malo sina), 998 nucleotides long. RefSeq names its product 54S ribosomal protein L19, mitochondrial. Gene Ontology annotation, biological process: translation. Gene Ontology annotation, molecular function: large ribosomal subunit rRNA binding; structural constituent of ribosome. The transcript has 2 exons. Gene Ontology annotation, cellular component: ribosome; large ribosomal subunit. Lineage: Eukaryota; Viridiplantae; Streptophyta; Magnoliopsida; Poales; Poaceae. The coding region runs from base 242 to 709 and encodes 155 amino acids. The record is from RefSeq and is a predicted model, not a curated record.
CUAAUGGGCCGGAUGGGCCUUGAGCUUAAACCCUAAGAAACUACGGCGACACCGCCGUCUCUCGCACAUCGAUCGAUCCCGGAGCUCCUCGCCGCCGCCGCCCCGAGCUCCCCGACUCCGCGCUCUCCCUUGCGGCGGCCCAGGACGGGCUUCUCCUCCCGCCGCCUGCGCCGAUCUCCCGCGAGCAGGGGCGCUGUCGUCCUUCAUCCUCACCGUGCAGAUAUUCGGAAGUCAGACAACAAUGGCAACAACUCUGAAAGAUGCAGUUGCACGGAAGCCUGUGUUGGCAACGAUCCGCCUUAUCGUCCCGGCUGGUGCUGCCCGCCCUGCGCCACCAGUUGGUCCGGCGCUGGGUUUCUAUAGGCUGAACUUGAUGGCAUUCUGUAAAGAUUUCAAUGCAAGGACUCAGAAGUACAAGGCAGAAACUCCUAUGCAGGUUACCUUAACUGCUUACAAGGACAGCACAUUCGAGUUCGUAGUCAAGUCGCCCUCUGUCGCAUGGUUCCUCAAGAAGGCAGCAGGGAUUGAGACCGCCAGUAGUCGUCCAGGUCAUGUCAUGGUGUCAUCGCUCACGCUUCGCCAUGUCUACGAGAUAGCAAAGCUAAAGCAAUCUGACCCCUACUGCAAGCACAUGUCAGUCGAGGCGUUGUGCAAAUCAAUCAUUGGCACAGCCAACUCCAUGGGCAUCGAGAUCGUUAAAGAUCUAUGAGCAGGUUGGCCCAUCUUUGAUCAUGGGGGAGUUGGCUGGUUGCUCAAUGAUUUUGUGUAUUACUAAUUUUUAGUUGGGGAAGUAGAGUGUGCACUGUUUUAUUGAGCUCUUAAUGAGUCCCGUGCCUCUGAAAUAACCUUCAGUACAUGCAUUUUUCUCUCUGCAAUUCUGAACUGAAAUAUGCAAUUCCCACAGAAGGUUCUCAGCGAUGCUGAUUUAUGAAAUGUAGUCAUGGUACAUUGAAAAUAAUGGAUUUCUCUGAUGAUGGAACUCAUCAGGCCUCGGUGAA